Molecule: messenger RNA, 1962 nt
Organism: Diaporthe batatas
Lineage: Eukaryota; Fungi; Ascomycota; Sordariomycetes; Diaporthales; Diaporthaceae
Product: U4/U6-U5 snRNP complex subunit SNU66
Exons: 1
Coding region: 1-1962 (653 amino acids)
Biological process (GO): mRNA cis splicing, via spliceosome; maturation of 5S rRNA
Cellular component (GO): U4/U6 x U5 tri-snRNP complex
Source: RefSeq, a predicted model, not a curated record
AUGGAUGCGAACACGAUACAGGAGCUCAAUGAGGUCCGCAAGGCGAUGGGCCUCAAGCCCUUGCCCGUACCAAACGCGGCCCCAGCUGCGCCCAAAGAAUCCUCGAAGGAUGACACGGAGGAAGUCGCCAGCACCAUAGAGACGCGUGAGGCUGCUGCGGGCGACAAUUACAGGAAGGUUCUCGAAGCCGAGAAGGCCAAACGGGACCGCGAGGCAAGGAUAGCAGCCAUCAAGAAAGAGCGCGAUAGAGCCCAACGACUGGCCACCCUAAAGGGGCAGGGCCUGGGCGACCUCGACGAUGAGGACGAUGGAGACGCCAAGUCCUGGCUGAAGAGCAUGAAAAAGAAGCAAAAGAAGAUCGCCGAGUCCAGGAGGCUGCAAGAGGAGGCAGACGCCGCCGCCGAAGCUGCCAGGAGGACCGCCGACUACUCUUCCAAAGACCUCGCCGGUGUCAAGGUCGGGCACGAUAUGUCGGCGCUCCUAGACGGCGAUGACCAGAUCCUCACGCUCAAGGACAGCGCUGUCCUGGGCGAUGACGACGAGGGCGAUGAGCUCGAGAACCUGGGUCUACGGGAGCAGGAGAAGCUCAACGAAAAGCUGAACCUGAAGAAGAAGAAGCCUGUGUACGACCCCAACGAGAUUGAUGAUACGGGCGAACACAGCAUUCUGGCUCAGUAUGACGAAGAAAUCAACGGUAAAAAGAAGAAGACUUUCAAUCUGGACGGGAAGGGCACAAUUUCAGAUCUUGCCGAUAUUCUCGAGGCCCCAGCCCAGCGGAAGAAGAUGCUACAGAACCUCGACGUCGACAUCAUGCAGGAUACCCCAGUCUCUGACUAUCUCGACCCCUCAGAAAUCAAGGUCAAGAAGCCCAAAAAGAAGAAGAAGAGUAAAUCAACACGCCAACGGGACGACGAGGAUGCGUUGUUUCCAGGAGACCAGGAACCGCCAGCUGCCGAAGCCAUGGACAUUGAUCCUGCGCCGAGCGCACGGAAGCGCAAGACAAUCGACGACACGUUUGUGGAUGAUGAAGAUCUGCAGGCGUCUCUAUCCAUUCAGCGCAGACAGGCUCUGAAAAAGCAGAAGCGGGUUCGGCCAGAGGACUUGGCCAAACAGCUCAGAGCGGAGGCCGCCCAGGGUGCCCAGGAUGAUGAUCAAGAAGCGGACCAAGGAGGCCUUAUUCUUGACGAGACGUCAGAAUUCCUGAGUGCCAUAAACAAGCCUGCAGAAGACGAGGUCUCGCGGCCGAGGAAAAAGUCCAAGUCCAGAGAACCUGUCACGGCAAUGGAUGACGAGGACUCGGACGAGGAAAUGGGGAAUGCGCCACAAUUCAAAGAGGAGUCGGCUGAAAGAGACGUGUCAGCAGCACCAGAAGAACUCGCAACAACAGGUGUUGAUGAGGAAAAAUACGUCGCACAAGGGUUGGGUGCGACAUUGUCACUCCUCAAAGAGCGCAAGAUCAUCGACGAAGACAACAGCGGCGCGGAGAAGAAUGAGCACUUCCGCCGAAGAGAGCUCUUCCUCGCGGAACAGGCGCGGUUGAUUGCGCAAGUAGAUGAGGACGCCAAGCUGCAGCGCGAGCGAGACCGAAAGAGCGGCCACCUGGACCGCAUGAACGCUCGCGACAGAGAAGAGUACGCCCGCAGACAGAAUGCGGAGCGUGAGUUCAAAUUGUCCAACAUUCGGGCGCAACUUCUCAAGAAGCAUCAGUUUAAUGUCGAGCUCAAGUAUGUGGACGACCAGGGCCGUCACCUCAAUCAGAAGGAGGCAUUCAAGGAGCUGUCACACCAGUUCCACGGCAAGACUAGCGGCAAGGGAAAGACAGACAAGAAGCUGUCCAAGAUCGAACAGGAGAAGAGCCGUAUUGCCAAGAGCAUUUUCGAUGCUAGUGGUGAAGCGGGAAUCUCGUCGGCCACAGCUCAGCAGACGAAGAAGCAAAAAGCAGCCGGCGUGCGUCUGGCAUGA